Phacochoerus africanus (Common warthog) is the source of this 1102-nucleotide messenger RNA. RefSeq names its product carcinoembryonic antigen-related cell adhesion molecule 1-like. Gene Ontology annotation, biological process: signal transduction; regulation of immune system process. The record is from RefSeq and is a predicted model, not a curated record. Gene Ontology annotation, molecular function: protein tyrosine kinase binding. NCBI's taxonomy places the organism in Eukaryota, Metazoa, Chordata, Mammalia, Artiodactyla, Suidae. Gene Ontology annotation, cellular component: cell surface; plasma membrane.
GAAGUGCUCCUGCCCCAGGAGGAGGCCCAGCACAGAGGGAGGAAGGACAGCAGAGCUCACACUUCAGACAGCAGUGCUUGUGAGCCUUUCUGGAGCAGAAACUCUUCUCUCACAGGGAGGGACACAGCAGGCAGCAGGCACCAUGGAGCCCCCCUCAGCCCCUGCCCACAGAGGGCAUGUCCCCUGGCACAGGCUCCUGCUGGCAGGCUCACUCCUAACCUUCUGGAACCUGCCCACCACUGCCCAGAUCACUAUUGAAUCAGUGCCCUUCAAUGCUGUGGAAGGGACAAGUGUUCUUCUACUUGUCCACAAUGUGACAGAGAAUAUUCUAGGCUACUGCUGGUACAAAGGAGAAAGGGUAGAGACCAACCAGUUAAUCGUAUCAUGUAGAGUGGACGCUCAAGCAAAUACCCCAGGGCCUGCACAGAGCAGUCGAGAGACAAUCUACCCCAAUGGAUCCCUGCUGUUCCAGAAGGUCGCCCAGAGUGACACAGGAAACUACUACACCCUACUUGUCACAAAGAGAGAUAAUCAGACUGAAAGUGUGACUGGACAACUCCGUAUAUACCCGGUGUUACCCAGGCCCGUCAUCACCAGCAACAACCCCAACCCCAUGGAGCACAAGGACACUCUGGUGUUAACAUGUGAACCUGAGACUCAGCACACAACCUACAGGUGGUGGAUCAACAACCAGAGCCUCCCCAGCAGCACCAGGCUGGACCUGUCCAAGGACAACAGGACACUCGCUUUAGUCAGCAUCAAAAGGAAUGACACAGGACCCUAUGAGUGUGAAAUCCAGAACCCAGGGAGUGCCACCUACAGUGACCCAUUCACCCUGAAUGUUACAAAUGGCCCAGGCACUCCCACCUUUUCCCCCUCAGACUCCUAUGAUCAUCGAGGCAACCUCAGCCUCUCCAGCCGAGUAGCCUCUAACCCAUCCGCUCUGUUCUUACUUAUCUCUGGGAGGCCCCAGCAGUCACACGGGACCUUUAUCCUCAACAUCACUGCAAAUGAUAGUGGAUUCUAUAGCUGCCUUGUCCAUAACUCUGUCACUGGCCUCAGUAAAACCACAGUCAAGACUAUCACAGUCUCUGGUAAGUGA